ACUAAAAGGAGGAACCACAGAGAUGUGCGGUCCUCCAAGAUUACUAGAGGGAAUUUCAGGGAAGGUCUAGGUUGGCCGUUCGAUGUGUUGAAGAACUUCCGGCGCAGCCAUUGUUAUCUUCUAACGUCCGAGAGUUCGGUUUGUGGGGAUCGCUCCUGAGACUUACCUUUCUCCAAGACUGGAAUAAAAGAGGUCAGAUGAUGACAGCAUUGUCUUUAACAGCAAGGCCCCAGGAAUCUUUGACUUUUGAGGACGUGGCUGUGUACUUCACUGAGGAGGAAUGGGCCAGCCUGGUACCUGCUCAGAGGGCCUUGUACAGGGAUGUGAUGCUGGAGAACUAUGGGGCUUUGGCCUUCCUAGCAGCACCAUCUACUACCAAACCAGCUCUGAUCUAUCAGCUGGAACAAGAGAAAGAGCUGUGUUUCUCUGAGUCACAGGAAGCCCUGAGCGGGAGAGCAAGCCUUGCAGGAUACAUGUCAAAAAUAAGAAGAUGUACCUACUUAGCUAAAAUAAUAUCACAUGCAAUAAAAUUAAAAAUUCUGCAAAAUCAUCACUUAUGGGAAGACAGGACAAAGGCUUAAUUCUUUAAUUACCAGUUUUCAAAGUAAGAAGUUGAUGUAAGAGAGCCUUCUUAAAUGAUGUGAAAUGUGUAUUUUGUUUUUCUUUAGACACAUGGAUGUCCACACAUUUAAUGUUUUACAAUUCAUUAAAAUUAUUCAUAUUGGUA
Molecule: messenger RNA, 727 nt
Organism: Pteropus alecto (black flying fox)
Lineage: Eukaryota; Metazoa; Chordata; Mammalia; Chiroptera; Pteropodidae
Gene: KRABD1
Product: KRAB box domain containing 1
Exons: 5
Coding region: 198-581 (127 amino acids)
Biological process (GO): regulation of DNA-templated transcription
Source: RefSeq, a predicted model, not a curated record